AUGUUGUCAAAUUUAUCAAAAAGUUUACUUUCCAAAGGUAAAUUUAUAAAUAAAAAUAAUUUAUUAAAAAAUAAAAGAAGUUUUGGUACAAUUGUACCAGGUGAUAAAUUUGAAUGGAACGAUCCAUUAUCAUUGGAAUCAUUAUUGACAGAAGAGGAAGUUAUGAUUAGAGAUCAAGUUAAUAAAUUUUGUCAAGAUGAAUUAAUGCCACGUAUUCAAAUGGCCUAUAGAGAUGAGAAAUUCGAUAGAGAGAUUAUGAGAGAGUAUGGUAAGAUGGGUAUGUUGGGUGCAACCAUUCCAGCCUAUGGUGGUGUUUCACAUGUCGCCUAUGGUUUGAUGGCAAACGCAGUAGAGAAGGUUGACAGUGGUUAUCGUUCUGCAAUGAGUGUUCAAUCUUCAUUGGUAAUGCAUCCAAUCAAUACCUUUGGUACCGAUGCACAAAAAUCAAAGUAUUUAGACGGUCUUGCAAGUGGUGAUUUGGUGGGAUGUUUCGGGUUAACCGAACCAAAUGCAGGUUCAGAUCCAGCAGGUAUGCAAACUCGUGCCGUUAAAAACAGUGCAGGUAAUUACGUAUUGAAUGGAACUAAAACUUGGAUUACCAAUUCACCAAUUGCCGAUGUGUUUGUGGUUUGGGCAAAGGUGGAGAAUGGUGAUAUUCGUGGUUUCGUUUUGGAGAAGGGUAUGAAGGGUUUGAGCGCACCAAAGAUCGAGGGUAAGUUAUCAUUACGUGCAUCCAUCACUGGUAUGAUCGUUAUGGAGGAUGUCGAAGUACCACCAACUGCAAUGUUCCCAGAGGUUAAAGGUUUAAGAGGUCCUUUCUCUUGUUUGAAUAAAGCACGUUAUGGUAUUGGUUGGGGUUCAUUGGGUGCUGCCGAAUUUUGUUAUUCUACCGCUCGUCAAUAUGGUUUAGAUCGUAAACAAUUUGGUAAACCAUUGGCUGCAAAUCAAUUAUAUCAAAAGAAAUUAGCUGAUAUGGCCACUGAAAUCUCUUUGGGUCUUCAAGCUUGUUAUCAAGUAGGUCGUUUAAUUGAUGCUGGUAAAGCUACCCCAGAAAGAAUCUCUUUAAUUAAACGUAACUCUUGUGGUAAAUCUUUAGAUAUCGCUCGUCAAUCUCGUGAUAUGUUGGGUGGUAAUGGUAUCGCUGAUGAAUAUCAUGUAAUUCGUCAUGCUGCAAAUUUAGAAACUGUAAACACUUAUGAAGGUACUCAUGAUAUUCAUGCUCUUAUUCUUGGUAGAGCUAUUACUGGUAUUCCAUCAUUUUAA
Messenger RNA from Dictyostelium discoideum AX4, 1263 nucleotides. RefSeq names its product glutaryl-CoA dehydrogenase (gene gcdh). Gene Ontology annotation, biological process: L-lysine catabolic process. The coding region runs from base 1 to 1263 and encodes 420 amino acids. The transcript has 2 exons. Gene Ontology annotation, molecular function: acyl-CoA dehydrogenase activity; oxidoreductase activity, acting on the CH-CH group of donors; flavin adenine dinucleotide binding. NCBI's taxonomy places the organism in Eukaryota, Evosea, Eumycetozoa, Dictyosteliales, Dictyosteliaceae. The record is from RefSeq and is a predicted model, not a curated record. Gene Ontology annotation, cellular component: mitochondrial matrix.